AUGGGCCACAACGUCGGCAACGGGAUCCAUUUCCCAGGACGGCCGGGGGUCACCCCUGACCAGAGGACCAUGGACCACGCCGACGAGGGCGGAAUCGUCAGCGGCCGCUUUCGCGUGGCUCGUCAGAGCUGCCGACUGGAUUACAGGGUUGCAAAUGCUAAUCCGCGGAGAGUAAGUCUGGACCUUGGGGUUGUUUUUGGCAUUUACUUUGCAGUUGCGUCACUUUUGGAUCGCCAUAGCGACACUGAGUCGUUACAUCGUGGACACUCAUUGAUGAAGGAACCCACUGUGGAUGAAGCGGCGACAGACUUGUUGCGUAGAUUCGCCGGUGGCAGCAUGCAAGCUGCAAGAUGGAUCGAGAACCGCCCUCGGAGUCUCCAAGGUCUGAGAUGUUGCAGACGCGCACUCUCUUCUGUCAAAGUUGUCACGAGCGCGGCGCGCGGCGGCCAAGCGUCCGAGUUCCAGAGGAGCCAGAAACAUCAAACCUCUUUGGUGGCCAACGCUGCCUCCCUCGCCUGUCAAAGCCUAAUUCUGCAGGCGAAAACCAGCUGUGGCGUGUGUUGGAGCAGGGUACAUGGGAUGCUAGACACUGGUUUCUCUUUUUUCCUCUCAGUCGAUUACAGAAAGGGACGGUGGAACAUGGAGGGUGAGGUGUACCGAGUGGCCGACGCCUCACACUCACCAGAGUUAAGAGUCAAGAGUCAAGAGUCAAGAGUUCAACAGGCGAGAAACAUGGUUUUCAGAGACGAGAGACAACAAUGUCGCACCGCCACUCCCGCAUUUGCGUCACAUUUCAUGGGAAUCACCGUCCUGCUAGUUUCGCUGAAUAUCGUUCGAAGCCUUAGUGGACGCCCAUUUCAAAUUGAUUUUUCUUGGACAACAAACAAAUACGGAUACUGUGGCUGGAAAAAGAUCACCGCGAGGGUGCCCAGUUUCCAGUUCCCAGUUCCAACUCUCCCCGAGCCGACGGGAUGA
Messenger RNA from Colletotrichum lupini, 975 nucleotides. RefSeq lists its product as uncharacterized. The coding region runs from base 1 to 975 and encodes 324 amino acids. NCBI's taxonomy places the organism in Eukaryota, Fungi, Ascomycota, Sordariomycetes, Glomerellales, Glomerellaceae. The record is from RefSeq and is a predicted model, not a curated record. The transcript has 6 exons.